Messenger RNA from Alosa sapidissima (American shad), 1466 nucleotides. RefSeq lists its product as uncharacterized. Lineage: Eukaryota; Metazoa; Chordata; Actinopteri; Clupeiformes; Clupeidae. The record is from RefSeq and is a predicted model, not a curated record. The coding region runs from base 154 to 1251 and encodes 365 amino acids. The transcript is spliced from 2 exons.
ACAACACUUCCUGUCAGAGGAUAUGCCUCAGGUCGACAGACCCAUUGAGCAACAGGGAUAGAACUGAAACCCGGCCCCUACUGGACCUAAUCCUCACAGUGCUCAGUCCUCCCUGACCCCACUGGUCCCACUGGCCACUUAACUGGGCGGGACAUGGAGCUGAGGACCAUUCCCUUGGGCACACGCAGAAGGGCCAGCUCUGCCUUCACUGACCCUCUGUACGAUAACUGCCUGUCCCACUCAGAGAGCAGCGACCCCGGGGUGACCAGAACUCUCCCUAUCCCGGUCACCGUCCCUCCUGCCGUGGUUCCCACGCUCGGAGGGAGAGAGGAUGGCAGUGUUCCAAGCGGCCCAGGAAGCAGUGGAUGGGCCAUGGGAGGACAGGGCUGGCUGAAGCUGGCCGCUGGGGACCAUGAGACCAUUAGCUGCAGCAACACAUACGAGAGCAUCCUUUCCCUCUACGACAACCUUGAGAUGCCCAGGAGCCCCACCGAGGACAGCCUCAACACGGACUGCGACGAAAGCGAAUCAGAGGCUUCUGAGCCCAAGGACUGGAUAGACUUCACAAAGAAGACAGAGAAUAGAUGGAUAUCCUCUUGUGAGAGUCUAGAGGACAGAAGUCGAGGAGCAAAUGCUCAGCCGAACAAGAGAAGCGGUUGCAAGCCCGACCCCUUUCUUUUCACUGCAGUGGAGUCCAGGCCAAAGAUAUUAAAGGUUCCACACCCAUUCUCCAACACAAAUCCUCAGACGCAACCUUUUGCCAGAGACAUUGGUGGGGAAGUCUUACUUCAAGGGACUAGAGACCUCCACAACACGUUCUCUCUAAAUCUGCCUUUGCUCCCUACCCCUUACCCCUCUUCCUUACCUGCCACUGUUCCACCACCAACUAGUCAACCUGAGGUCCAUGUAGUCCAGCAGUCCAGCCAGCCGUCCAGCACAAUGACCGCGCUUCUCACCAGCAUCAAGCAGCAGAUUGCCCGACAGAGGGAGGAGUAUGAAACCCAAAUAAGAAGGCUGGAGCAGCGUAACGAGGCCCUGGAGGCGGAGGUGCUGGGUCUGAGGGCCAACCUGGAGCAGCAGCGUCGCUGGUACUGCGCCGUGGAGCUGCGUCUGUGUGAGGUGGAGCGGGCACGAGCCGACGCUGACCGCCGCAACACCGAGCUCCAGAGCCAGAUGGAGCAGUUCUUUGAUGCGUUUGGCGAGCUCACCAACGAGGCAAAGAAAACCGAGCGCAUCGUGCAGGGAUUUUGAGACAUGACAGCGACACCCAGGAAAUACUAUUUUGAUGUACACUGGUGUUGAUGCCAGUUCUACCAGAGGAAAACAGUAAUCUUGUUUUAGGUGUUAUGAGAAAGGUAAUUCCCAAGUUGAUGUUUUUAGGUCCCAGGGUUUCCUUUGGUAUGUUGACAUUUUAAGAGUGGCAAUAUUGUCAAAAGUUGACAUUUCAAUUAAAAGUAACUAAUCAA